Molecule: messenger RNA, 677 nt
Organism: Racocetra persica
Lineage: Eukaryota; Fungi; Glomeromycota; Glomeromycetes; Diversisporales; Gigasporaceae
Source: the annotation of a GenBank genome assembly
AAUUGUGGUGGGAUUGGAAUCAACGUUAGUGAUAUCUGUGCAAAUGGUAAUUAUAUUAAAGGAUCUAGUAGAUAUUCUUCCGGUGUAUGUAGAAUGCUUUGUGAUUAUAAUGAAACGGUCAAGUACGUUGACCAGGGAGGUAACAAAUGCAAGGGAGUACCAGAGUUACGUACAACAGAUCUGAAUCCCUGUAUUGCCAUUCCAGAUAUAUUUAUAGUACGUGUUCAAGAUGAUGAUUAUUGGACUAUUUUUUCACCUAUGGAUGCAAAGAUAUCACUAGGAUAUGAUCUAAACGGAUUAUAUAGUCAGAAAUUCAAUGAUGCAUAUAUUCGUUAUGAGGUAGAGUUAAAACACAAGAAAACGAUCAAAGCACAGAAGUUAUUUUUUGAUAUAAUCAAAAUGCAAUGUAAUACUAGUGAACCGUUUUUGUUCUUUAUUGAUAAUACCAAUAAAAAAUCCAACCAAAGCAACAUUGAACCAAUCGUGACACCAAACCUAUGCACAGAGAUUGUCGAACAUACAGAAAGUAUAUCUGUUUGUAACCUUCGUGCUAUCAUUUUACCUAACCAUAUUUCUUCAGAAAAUGAAUUUGAUUUCACCGAAUUACAACAUUCUGUUAGACUGCUUGUAAACUCAUGUGAUCGAUCAAUCGAUCUAACAUCUUACCCAUUGUCAGA